Messenger RNA from Corapipo altera (White-ruffed manakin), 431 nucleotides. RefSeq names its product voltage-dependent N-type calcium channel subunit alpha-1B-like. The record is from RefSeq and is a predicted model, not a curated record. The transcript is spliced from 4 exons. Gene Ontology annotation, biological process: calcium ion import across plasma membrane; chemical synaptic transmission. The annotation marks the transcript as partial. NCBI's taxonomy places the organism in Eukaryota, Metazoa, Chordata, Aves, Passeriformes, Pipridae. Gene Ontology annotation, cellular component: neuronal cell body; membrane; voltage-gated calcium channel complex. Gene Ontology annotation, molecular function: high voltage-gated calcium channel activity.
AUUUUGCAGAGUUUGUUUUCCUGGGGCUGUUCCUUACUGAGAUGUCUUUGAAGAUGUAUGGACUGGGGCCAAGGAACUACUUCCACUCUUCAUUCAACUGCUUUGACUUUGGGGUCAUCGUGGGAAGUAUAUUUGAAGUCAUUUGGGCUGCAGUGAAACCAGGAACCUCAUUUGGCAUCAGUGUAUUGAGGGCACUUCGACUGCUGAGGAUUUUCAAAGUAACAAAGUACUGGAAUUCCCUGAGGAAUCUGGUGGUCUCCUUGCUGAACUCCAUGAAGUCCAUCAUCAGUUUGCUUUUCCUGCUGUUCCUGUUCAUCGUGGUGUUUGCUCUACUGGGGAUGCAGCUCUUUGGAGGACAGUUCAAUUUCCAAGACGAAACUCCGACCACGAAUUUCGACACCUUCCCCGCCGCCAUCCUCACCGUGUUCCAG